Molecule: messenger RNA, 3121 nt
Organism: Pogoniulus pusillus (Red-fronted tinkerbird)
Lineage: Eukaryota; Metazoa; Chordata; Aves; Piciformes; Lybiidae
Gene: RRN3
Product: RRN3 homolog, RNA polymerase I transcription factor
Exons: 18
Coding region: 93-1943 (616 amino acids)
Biological process (GO): transcription initiation at RNA polymerase I promoter
Cellular component (GO): nucleus
Molecular function (GO): RNA polymerase I core binding; RNA polymerase I general transcription initiation factor activity
Source: RefSeq, a predicted model, not a curated record
CGCGGGCAGGCGGGGCGCGAGGGGCGCCGCCGCGUGCUCCGCUAGCGGGGCGCGUGCCGCUGCCGCCGCACGGCGAGCGCGGGGCCGUGACCAUGCUGGGAGGGGACGAGUUCAUCAGCUCCCCGCCCAGGAAGACGGUGCGGUUCGGGGGGACUCUGACGGAGAUCUUGCUGAAGUACGAAAAGGGUGACACCACAGAUUUCGAGUUGUUAAAGCAUCAGCUGUCAGAUCCAGACAUAAAGGAUGCCCAGAUCAUUAAUUGGCUGCAUGAAUUUCGAGCUUCUGUUGUGUAUUUGACCAAAGAACUUGAACAACUGGUCAGCGUUUUGCUGAAGCUGCCAUGGUUGCGAAGAAGCCGAGAAGUGGUGGAGGAAUAUCUGGGUUUUCUCGGCAAUCUCGUGUCAGCACAAACUGUCCAUCUUAGGCCAUGCCUGCGGAUGAUCGUAUCCCAGUUUGUCCCCCCUCGAAUAACCAUCAGAGAAGAUGAUGUGGAUAUUUCAGAUUCUGAUGAUGAUGAUGAAAACCUUUCUGACAACUUUAAUACAUGCCAUAGAGCAUUACAAACUGUUGCAACAUACGUUCCUUCGACACCACAGUUCCUAAUGCCAAUACUUGUGGAAAACUUCCCUUUCAUUAAUAAAUCAGAAAGAACUCUGGAAUGUUAUGUUCAUAACCUGCUACGAAUUACAGUGUACCUUCCAACUCUGAGACUUCCGAUUCUGGAGCUGAUUAUUGAGAAGCUGUUAAAUCUGGAUGUUAGCACUCCGCAACAAGAUAUUGAAGAUGCUGAAGAAACUGCUAAUAACCCUGAUAAUGAGGAAAAAUCUACAGAGGAGGGACUUUUUGACAUGGAGGAAGAUGAGGAAAGAAAAGGAGACAAAACUGUCUCUUCCAGGAGUGAGAGAAUGGCCCAUCCGCUUGCGGAGUGCCUGGAUGUUUUGAUGACCAUCCUGUUCUCCUAUAUUAAAGAUGUUUGCCACGUGGGUGGCAAGCUUGACAUCGACAGAACAAAAGACUUGUAUCGGGAUCUGGUUUCUGUUUUCGACAAGCUCAUUUUGCCAACUCACGCUUCAUGUCACGUACAGUACUUCAUGUUUUACAUCUGUAGCUUUAAGUUGGGGUUGGCUGAGGCAUUUUUAGACCAUCUUUGGAAAAAACUGCAUGAUCCAAACAAUCCUUCAGUGAUCAGACAGACUGCUGGGAGUUACAUUGGCAGCUUCUUGGCAAGAGCUAAAUUUAUUCCAGUUGUCACUGUAAAAGCAUGUCUGGAUCUUCUGGUGAACUGGUUGCAUAAAUACAUUGAUAAUCAGGAUACAGGGGCUAACGCUUACUGUGAUGUAGCUCUCCAUGGGCCAUUUUAUUCUACGUGCCAGGCGGUGUUCUACACGCUUAUUUUCCGUCAUAAACAACUUUUGGAUGGAAACUUGAGGAAAGGUCUGUCAUACCUACAGAGUUUAAAUUUUGAGCGUAUUGUCAUGUGUCAGCUAAACCCCCUGAAGAUUUGUAUACCCUCUGUUGUGAACUUGUUUGCUGCCAUUACCAGGAAAUACCAGUUGGUGUUCUGCUACACAAUCAUUGAAAGGAACAACAGGCAGUUUAUACCAGUUGUUCGGAGUGGUGCUGGGGGUGACCUUGUGCAGACGUGCACUAACCCACUUGACAGUUUCUUCCCUUUUGAUCCCUACAUUCUCAAAAGAUCAAAGAAGACCAUUGAUCCUUUUUAUCAGUUUUGGGAAGAGCUGAGUGCUGAAGAUCUGGAGAAUCUCAAGAAACCCAUUAGAAAGGGUACUUCUGAAGAUGAGGAUGAUGACUUUUUGAAAGGAGAAACCCCUCAAAACGAUGGUGUGGUUGGAAUUGCUGCAAAUUCUUAUGAGUCAAACACCCGGAGCCCAGUGGGCAGCACUGGCUCCCCUUCAGACUGUUUUGUGCUGUACCCUCAAUGACAUGGAGAAUUGGAAGUGAAAAGGUUGAAAAUUGUGUGCAAUGUUUUGCUCUGAAAAGUGACUUUAGCUCAACUUUCCAAACUGGCAAAUGUUUAAAUAGCUACGCUUAAGAGAAUUUAUUGCUUCUUGAUCAUCAGAUUUCUAAAGAUAUGUUACAAAGAAGUCAUAUGUUGCUAGAAAAGCUUAGAGAAUAAAUAGGGUGCUACUUUACAUAUUUCACAUUGAAAUGUUUUUUAUGGCUUGGAAGGAUUUUCUAAUCAUUUUUCUUGACUCUGUUACUAAUGCUUCUCUACAAGGUUUUAUAUAUCAGGGUGAAGUUCUGGUCAUUUUUCUUAAUGCUCUGUGGCAACCAGAAUUCCAUUGCCAGUAUUGAAUCUGUACUCUGUUGACUGGUUUUGGGUUGGUUUCAAAGUAGGAUUUUCAUCCCGUGUUGUGGAAGCCGUGAAUUCAGUCUGACAGUGAUUCUUUUGCACACACCUCUUAUGUUUCUCUUGUCUGUAGAACAGUAUUUGGUAAAGCCACUUGAUAGUGGACAAUGCAUUCGGAUAAUUCAGCAUUAUUGCUCUUUACCUCUGUAGCUGACACAACUUUCCCAGCUGUGAAAGUUCAGACUUGUAAAGGUGAUUGUUGUUGAAAGUGACGAGGAUGAUGGAGUAGCUGAAUGUAUGUUUUGUAGAUAGUUUUCUUUGGGGUGCUUGUGAAGUGCUCUGAGACAGGUAUUUAUUUUCAGGUUUUGAAGUUUAUGUGUGAAUGAUGAAAAUACAAAAAAUAGCCUUCCCUCGUUGAAAGGGAGUGAUGGUGUCACAUGUCUUUGUGUUGUCCAUGUGUCAGUGUAGAGUUUCUCUGUGUAGGUUUAUUGUCUUUUCAUGGUUGGUGGCUGGUGGAAAAAAAUGUUAUUUGUGUAACAUUUAGUUGAAAAUUUUGUGCAUUUGGAACUAAACUCUAAUUGCCCUUUUUUGGAAUCUGAACUUGGAGGCUUUUAAGACAGCAUUUUUGUCCAGAUCAGUGCAAACAGUGUGAAAAACACCCUAGAAAAAAACCACAUUUCUGUGUAACUAGGCAUCCUGCUUCAAUGAAUCUGUUCAUCAUUAGAUAAAUGGAGACAAGGUUUCAUUCUAAUUUUAGUCCUCGCUGCUGUUAAUCCUGAGUAAUAAACAAUAUAUUUCCAUCUGAAAUAA